CGGCACUUGCUAGAAACCCUGCAGUUUUGGUAUAUCUGUGCCUAAAGGAGAUAUAAAUGUAUAUUAUCUUCAGGCAAAUAUGUGGUAGAUACCUGGGUCCUGCUGCGUGGCCUCAGAAGCUGGUUACUCUGUUCAGACGUAAUUACUAAUCAGCUAAGUUAUGGUAUAUAUGAUUUCCCCUACAGGUGCUAAGUGUGAAAGAUGAAGAAGCUGAGCUCGGAGUCGCUGCCGAAGACACAAGAAGGGGACUUUUUGAAUACUGUGUAUCAGCUGCCUGGUUUCCCACAGAACGAGGAAAGAUCUGCCUCUACAGAUUACAAUCGUGACGGAUUAUUGAAGACAGCAGAAAGGUUCCUUAACACACAAAUUCAGGAAGGAGACCCCCAGGCACGUUUCCUUCUUGGGCAACUAUAUUUUGAAGAGGGUUGGUAUAAAGAUGCAUUAGUACAGUUUGAGAAAGUAAAGGAAAAUGACUACCAGGCUCUGUAUCAGGUUGGAGUGAUGAAUUACGAUGGCCUGGGAAUCGAGGAAAACCCAGAAAAAGGGGUAGAAUGUAUGAAGAGAAUAGUUGCAUCUAACAGCCCCAAAGCGAAACACUUAAAAUACGCUGCAGCAUACAAUUUGGGACGAGCGUAUUAUGAGGGAUAUGGAGUACCUCAUUCAGAUACGGAUGCAGAAAGGUGGUGGCUUCUUGCGGCUGACAAUGGGAAUCCCAAAGCAAGCAUCAAGGCCCAGAGCGUGCUGGGAAUGUAUUAUACAAAACCUCCUAAUCAAGAUCUGCAAAAGGCCUUUUUCUGGCAUUCAGAAGCUUGUGCUAACGGAAGUUUGGAGUCUCAGGGUGCUCUCGGUGUGAUGUAUCUCAACGGACUGGGUGUGAAGAAGGAUUUGCAAUCUGCCAUGGAGUGUCUGAAGGAAGCCGCCGAGCGUGGAAAUGCAUACGCGCAUGGACAUCUGGUCAGCUACUACUAUCACCGGAAACUUUAUACAACUGCUGCUGAGCUAGCCAAAAAGAUCAUACCAUAUGACAACAUAGAGCUCCUAGCACAGGCUACAGAUUGCCUUCCCACAUUCACGGCCAAAGGAGUUGCCAUGGCCACUUUCUAUUUGGCCCGCUGUCUUCAGCUUGGGUUAGGCAUAAAACAAGAUACAGCCGCUGCCAUGAAAUAUUAUGCCAAGGCUUGCCGCCUGGAUAUAAAUGUAGCUGCAGAUCUGCACUUGGAACUCAUCUAUGGGAGAAUCUAACUUCAUAUCCAGGCCUGACGUGGGAAUUAAUCUACAUCUCAGCUCAUCUACAUAGUAUUCACACCAUUUGUUCUUUAAAGCUCUGUUAACAUGGCGUCAUCUCACUGUUUGGCCAAAUAUGUGGAUACCCUUGGAAUUAAAAGCAAGUUUUAAUUACA
This is a messenger RNA of Spea bombifrons (plains spadefoot toad), 1400 nucleotides long. It is a transcript of the gene LRP2BP, whose product is annotated as LRP2 binding protein. Lineage: Eukaryota; Metazoa; Chordata; Amphibia; Anura; Pelobatidae. The coding region runs from base 202 to 1242 and encodes 346 amino acids. The record is from RefSeq and is a predicted model, not a curated record. Gene Ontology annotation, molecular function: protein binding. The transcript has 9 exons.